Plasmopara halstedii is the source of this 13809-nucleotide messenger RNA. Its product is annotated as hect e3 ubiquitin. NCBI's taxonomy places the organism in Eukaryota, Oomycota, Peronosporomycetes, Peronosporales, Peronosporaceae. The transcript has a single exon. Bases 1 to 13809 code for a protein of 4602 amino acids. The record is from RefSeq and is a predicted model, not a curated record. Gene Ontology annotation, molecular function: ubiquitin-protein transferase activity; protein binding.
AUGCAGUGGAGUGAUGCGUGCGGCACCGGCUACGAGCCUCCUGGUAUCGCAUUAAAUCAUUUACAAACUCUGUCGCGAUCAGACAUGCGGUGGGGUCGACUGACUUACGCUCAAUUGAUAGAUGAGGAAUUCUUGGCCAAGCAGUUAAGACGUCUGGAUUGUACUCAAGAGGCCCGUCGGUCAGGUCGAUUAGCAUUAUUGGAAACAAAAGAGAUGUCGUUAGACAAGAGUAUUCGUCAACGCCUAAUGGCAGCUCAGUUAAAAGCAAGUCGAGAUGCAUCAGAUGACGAUGAGGUCGAAGCGAAAGUGGAGACGACGGACUUGUUCAAUACUUUUCAUGGUGGAAAAAAACGUGAGCUUUUGAUCGCUCAAUGUGUGCUUGGAAAUUUGCAGCAACCAGAAUUGGCAACGCUGAUGACUACGAAACUAAAAGAGGCCCUUAGCCGGCUGUGUACGUUUCCUAAUCCAAUAUAUCGACUGAUUUUCUUACGGCGGCAACUAAUCAAGAGCAUGCACGAGGCAACUGCAUUCCAACAUCGACAGUGGAAAGCAACGAUGGAAAAGAACGUUCAUCUUGUUCGAUGUAUGGAAAUGAGUUUGCAUCCGUCGGCAGAUGAGAUUCAGAUCGGUUCGACAGAUUCUACGGGAAUGAUCGGGACAAUUAAACACAAAGCAAAAGUGUUUCGAGAAGCCAUCAUAGGUCUUCAGAUGAUGUUGUGUAUACUAGAUGGAUAUAAUGAUUCUACAGUGACUACAGGAACUCAGAAACGUGAGUUUCUUGCGAAUUUGCUGCUAAUGUUACACGAAAUCGCCCCCCUGGCUCUCUGUACUAGACGAGGUAACUCGUCUAGUUAUAAUUUUAAUUUGCCACGGUCGUCAUCUACAUCCAAUGCCGCGACAAUUGCAGAAUUUAUUGAAAAAGUUCAGAAAUUUCUAAUCCUCAUGUGUCCACGGCCAAACACUCUUUCACUAACGUCUCCACGACUACGAGCGAUCUCCAAGACUAGUGAGUCGGAGGUUCUUGAUCGCACUAAUGCUAUAGAUGGAUUAAUUCACCUCGCCGCAGCGACAGGCUCCGUACGCGACUUUUUGGUGGUACUUAAAGUUCUUCUCGGUGCGACUAACUCCGUACUGGAUGCUGGAAGAAGUGAGUCUCAUAUCACGCUUUCGUCACGCGCAUUAUACACUGCAUCAAACCCAUCACUUCCAUCUAUGUAUACUAGUGAAGUGCUUUCACCAGAUAUUGACAAUCACUUGACAAAGUCUAAGAGAUCACGACCAAAUUCAUGUAAAGUGGCGAACGGACAUUUACUAAGUGCGCGAGAGAUCAAAGACGAUACACUGUUAGACGCUAGCAGAAAAAAAGGUUUAUUGAAAGGGAUCAAGGUAGAAGCGCCCAACAUUAGCGUUUCCAAAGAAAAUAUUGCUACACUUCCUUCGGGCGUUUCGCACCAUCGCCCAUUGUAUACUAGUCGUGGCAAAAAUUUUGUCAGCAAAUGCUUUCCAACGAAAAUCGAGCUGAAAGAUGCAAUGAAAUUGGGAAACUUUAGUCCUUCGGUUGAUGUUCCCGCGAUGAAGGAGACGCUAGUGCGAGAUUCACCCAUGUGUACACCGAUUGGUAUUGCGAGAUGCCCAAAAAUUAAAAAUCUCAAUGUCCGAUCCGUAUUAAUUGGAUUGGAUGGUGUAAAGCCUUGUUGUCCUAAGCAAGCUUCACACGGAAAUUCACAGAGCUAUAACUUUUGCAACGUUAUUACUGGUCCGAACACACUUGAAGAAGACGAAAGAGAUCGGGAGGUUUGGAGUUGUGGACAAAAUUCAUAUGGAGAACUUGGACAUGGAGAUACAACAUCGCGUAAGUCAUUUCAACGGAUUCAGUCACUUCAACACAAAGAAAUUAUUCAGAUUGGGGCUGGAAAUGAGCACACUAUAGCACUAACAGUAGAUGGUCGAGUCUUCACUUGCGGAUAUAACGACAAUGGUCAGUGUGGUCAGGGUGUGACGUCCAGAGUGGCUGUUUGGAGCGAAAUCCAUGAACUAGGUGCAAUCAACAUCACGCAAGCUCACGCGUAUAACGGAUGUGAACAUACGAUUUUUGUCACCUUGGACGGUCAGGUCGUGACUUGUGGAUACAAUUAUCGUGGCCAGCUCGGUCAUGGAAAUACUGCAAGUGAAAGUGUUCCAAAAGUGAUUCAAAGUUUGGAUAAUAAGAUUGUUCGGUUGGUGUCGUGCAGUUAUUACCACACAAUUUUGACCUGUGAAGGAGGAGACAACGGGCAACCUUUUGUUUUUACUUUUGGGCGGAACGAUUACGGUCAGUUGGGACAUAAUGACACGAUUGAUCGUAAGAUCCCUCAGCGAAUCGAGGCAUUGAAUGACGAGCAAAUCGUCUCAGUUGCUUGUGGACAAUAUCACACGAUGGUCGUGACUGCAGGAGGUAAAUUAUUUGCAUUUGGCAAGAAUGACUAUGGCCAGUUAGGUGUUGAUUCUUUCGAGAAUCAAGUAGUUCCAGUGCAAGUAAAAGCUGGACUUGAAAAUCAAGAGUGUCUUGAAGUUCGAUGUGGUUACUAUCAUACGAUUGUUCGGUGUACUGGAGCGCAUUUAUAUGCCUUUGGACGAAAUGAUUACGGACAACUUGGUCUUGGACGUCCUAAUGCAAGGGCAUCUGCUAUUCUUCAGCUCCAGCAACAACGCUUCUCGUAUGCUAAUUUAAUUGAAGAAUUGGAAGGCAAAGAAAUUAUUCGAUUUGCUUGUGGAUGUUACCAUACCAUUGCUGUAUCAGACAAUGGCGUCUUAUAUGUUUUUGGACGAAAUAAUCACGGACAAUUAGGAACAGGGGACACAACUGAGCGAAUGUAUCCAUUUCCGAUUGAUGAUUUUGCUGGCAAACGAGUCGCUCAGGUAGCUGCUGGGUUUUAUCAUACGGUUUUACUCACAGGUGGAAUUGAAGACGAGAAAAUGGAACAAGAAUUGGUAAGAAAUAUCACGGGUGAUACAUCUAGUACGCUUGGUUGCAAGGGAAUCGAUCAUUUGACGAUUCUUUCGAGUCCGACCAUUGAGAAUUGGCUAGAUCCAUCUAAGAAAUCGGAAAAUAAGUCCGUAGGUACCCUAGAUGUGGAAAAGGGAGAAGCUUUUGAUAAUGAUACUCGAGAUGAAGACCAUCAAUCACCUGGACAAUCUGAUGCAGAAACUUUGAUUGAGUUGUUCUCAGAUGAUGCUCUACUUGUCGGUCUUGUCAUUCUUGCGCAGCUUGACCGUCUAUGUCAACCAUUUCUUCCAAAACCAGGGAGCUAUCCUAUGUUACAACAUCCUUCACUAAGUGUCAUCGAAAAGCUUAUCAAAGCUAAAGGACCAUCAUUUGACACAAGCUAUGUGUUUGAAGAAAGUUUUGAGGUCUUUGGAAUUCAUACAUGCAGCUCAACGUUUGAAAGUCUUGCCAUCCUGCUCAAGCACAUUAGCACUCGAAAGAUUGGAAAAUCUUCUCGAUUUGCGUUGGCCAUAAAGCCGAUCUCAACCUCACACCUUCAAGCGUAUAUGCUUGCUGCAUUGAUCCGAAUAUUGCAAGCUAAUUUAUCGCAGCUUCUGCGGUCAAGUUUAGCAAAGACAACGAUGUUAUUAUCUACCGAAAUGUCAUCACCAAAAGAGCCCACAAUCGAUGUCAAGGGCUGGGUGAACGAGCUUGACCAAACACGUUUAGCAAUUCUACAAAUCCGAGACGUUUUAUUCUCGCUUGUCGACAUCAGACGCCGAAGAAAUGUUUGCUAUGCCCUCGAUGGAAUAGCAGAUGAAGAAGGGAAUACCCUACGAAUUGCAGAGGAAGCGAUCGCUACAUUAAUGGAAGGAUAUGAGAUUUUCUUUCCGUGUAAAUGUCUAAGGCGUCAAUUUUUCUUUCACGUAAUGCAAGAAAACAUGAAUCGAGAUGGGUCAAAAUAUUUAUGUGGAUUGCAGUGUCGAAGUGAUCUGUGGCAAAUUGAAAUGUUUCCAAAAUCAAGGAAGUUAUUGCUUGAACCCCUUUUGAAUCGAAUGACUGAAGAUGCCCUUAUCGUCCGAUGUUUGCCCCUACAAUCACAGUUAGAACCAUCUCAAACAUCGUUGAUGCAUGAAAUGUACCAGACGGUUUUUAAUCGUAUUGCGACUGAGUUUUCUCAACGUCUAGGAAAUGUGGUCGGACUUCAAUCCUCGUCAAAGAUUUCGCCAAGACCCAAAUCUGCGCAAGCAUUUUUUCGCAUGCUUCAAGGGAUGCAAAAGCAUCUUGCUAGUUGGGCUGCGAGCGUUCAAGAUUGGAUUAUAGAAGACAGUGUUUCUGAGCAGUCAAGCGCUUACAUCGAAUCAAAAGUUGCUUAUCUAAUUGAUCGGACUUUUCGCGUCGAUAAAAAUGACUUAUGCCAUGUUCCAGCGCAGUGGCGCUGCUUUCUCGAGUUUACAUUGAUGGCGUUACAACAGUGCAGCGAAGUGCUACGUCAAAUUUUAUCAAUGAAAUCACUUCCCAGUCCGACUCGAGGAUACACCUACAGUGCCGAACUCGAUAGUGAAAAAAGAUUGAAAAUUUUCGAGACAGUCGAGCUCUCGGUUGUUGGCCAGCUUUUGCCGUUGCUGGUGGUUCAUUUACUUGGUUUCAGUAAUAAUACUUUGUUUGCUACAGCUUUGCUGCCUACAUUGAAGACUUUACUAAAAUUUAUUGAUGCGUUCAACCAGCUUGAUCCUGCUGCAGAGAGUGCAGAGACGCAAUAUGUCGAAAUGAUGGCAUCGUGUGCAAGCUUUAAAUCAUCUGAGGAAGAAGCAAUCGUACUGGAAACUACUCGACGCGAAAGUGAAUGCACGUUUAAUCCCUCUCAAGAUAUCAAAAGUAUUAGCUCAACAGGAAUGACAUCGUCGAAUGUGAUGGCACUUCCGUGGAACUUCCGGCUGGAAAAAGAGGUGGCAAUUCUAACUACUGAAAUGGCAAUGACACUUGUGGUUGGUAACCCAAUUUUCACAUACUCGAAUGUUACGAGUGAUCAUGACAAAUCCAGCACUCAACAAGUCUCAAAUCGCUGGACAAACAGCUCAUUACUUCAAGGAGGACUAAAGCCGAAUAUUGUGGCUCAAAGCAUUAAUCGUAGAAGCUUUAAUAGUCGUAUCGUUCAGCAUACGCCGUUUCCAACACCCGAAAGCUCGCCGUUCUCGUUAAUUCUUCCUCCGACUCUCGACGACGAACGAGUUUUGCCUCUGUGGCAAGUACCAACUAAUCAGAACUAUAGAGAAAUUUUUGGUUCUCUUUCUAUUGAAACUUUUCUCAUGUCAUUCCACUACCAACGUGAUUUUGAGACUCAAAAUGAAGCCAUCGCAGCAGCAACGACACUGUGUACUUGGAUCCGAGACAACUAUUGUAAGAAAGACCCGUCAUACCGAAUGCUCGUACGGCAGUCUCAGCUCGCAAUAAAUUCCAAUGCAAUAUUGCAAUCUGUGGAAAUUCAGAAAAAUGAUCUUCGGAUUGAAGCUGCUUGUUUUGCAGCACUUAUUCAUCAUAGCCUGGUUGGAGUUCACGCGUAUCACUUUGCACUAAUGCUGCAACAAUCUGCGGAGGAAAGACGGUCAGCGCCUCCAAGAACUUUUAUCUUUCUAUGGCAAACUGUUGCUCAAUUACGGCGAAAUUUGGCUGCUCAAAAGACUAAAAUCAAAAACAAUUUCCAUUUAGAUUCCGACACUUCUCAAGAAAGAUCGUUUGAUCGCAUUGUUGCUUUACAACAAACAAUUUUGGAUCGGUGCAAGCUUUUGCUGCUUUUGGACGUAUACGAAGAGCAAGAGCAUUGUAAUGUCCAAUUAGAUGCUGGCUAUAUCGCACCAUAUGACCCUGCAUUCCUCGUAUUUGUUGACUCAACAUGCAAAUUUACUGCAUCAUCCGCUAAGCGGCACCUUUAUACUACUUAUACAGACGAAAACCUACCGUUUUUGAUUGCAUUUCCUUUGUCAAAAUGGAGAAUACUUCGAACGGCAUUUCACUCUAUACUUCGAUGGAAGUUUACAUGUCGAGUUUCCUUACGUCAAGUCUCACAGGAAAUUUUAGCUUUCAUAUUAUCUGAUGAGCCUGUGUCGUCUCUCAACGCUAUUAGUAAAUUGCUAAUUGAUCCAUGUCGUCGUGUGAGCUGCUCUACUCGAGGACUUGAAAAUCUGCAAGAUCUAAUCACGAUGGUUUCGUAUGAUUCAAUUCAAGCAGACAUUGUACAUCAAAUAUCACAAGUUUUUGUUUUGCAAUCGUCGACUUUGUCUAUCUUGACACGAUCUUAUGCCGUUGGAUACUUUUACUUAAGUCUUCAGAACGAAACAUUUGCGAACUUAUUUGGAAAACUGACCGAAAUUAUGACUGACAAGGCUGCUAGGCUUGUGAAUUCUAAAGACAGUAGUACGAAAUCUACUAUUUUAACUUUGACUCUGUUUUUAAGUGCAUGGGGUAUUCAUUUUGACAGAAAACAAUUUGAGUCAGUGAGUGAUAUUGGAGUUUUAAACGUUAUUCAAGAGCUUAUGCAGAAUCUCACAAAUCGAGAUGAAGGUAAUAGCUGCAGUGAAAUGUUAUCGUCAGGUGAAGGUUUUGUGAAUAAAAGAGUGCAACAAACAUCGCGAUCGAAUUAUUUCUCCCAGAAUCAGCUCGCUCGUCUGAGAAAUACAUUGUGGAUCGUGUUUCGAAACAUUUGUAUACACUUUGCAGUGCAAACCAAAACAUCACUCAACAGUCAAGAUAUUGACGUACCUACCUUACCGGUCUGUUCUUCUGUUGUACAGCUCUUACUUGAUGAAGCAGUCUCAAUAUCCAAUCACUUCUUAGACUUCUAUCGAAUUAAGCAGAUAGAAUUGACUUCUUCUGUACCUGUGGCAGCUCGAAGAAGUUUCGAGGUCAUUUCACAACCACGACGCUUUUCUUGUAAAAACAAGGGUAUCAUCGUUAGCUACGAUGAUAUGAUUUCUUCUUCCAGAUCGGAUUUGAAUCCACCGAUGUCCCCUUUGCUUAAAUCUAGCGAAUUUAGUGUGACAACCUGGCUCUAUAUUAACACUGAAUUGAACCGAAGAACCAACUGUCAUGAAUUGCCGGACGAUUUCCACGAUCAUCAAUUGGUAUUUUUGCGUGGGGCUGGGCGUGAGAUAGCGCUAUAUCUAGUACUCGUGCCUGAAAGUGUUGACAAUUGGCGAAUAGAGGUGGGAAUUACCAUGCAUAUUAAUCAAGACAGUGAGGUCGGGAGUUUUGCUGGUAAAUGUCGGAUGUUGGAGCGAGUGGUGUCGAAACAAGUUGUUGCUUCGGGUACUUGGAGUCACGUGGCUAUAGUACUAGAAACCACCAAAAUACAUCUUUACUUAAAUGGUAUUCUCGACUGCCAAUGCUCUCUGGCUGCCCAAAAUUCUCUUAUUUGGGCCACUGGAAGUGUUAAUCUCCCCCUUCAUUUCGGUCGAUUCCCUUCAGUUUUCUCCAUGGAUCGAUUGGCUCAUUCAGUUUCGUCAGCAAUUCAGUUUUUGCCUUGUUCUCUUGGGAUCAGUAAUGCUGCCGGCUGGGAAUUGACAACAACAUUGUCAAACAAUGCAAUAGAACAUAAAACGAAAAUGCUUCGCUGCUUUGAUGGUUGGUUAAGCCACUUCCGCUUUCACAAUCGCUCGUUAUCUCCAAUUCACGUACGAGUUGUAUUCGAUGAAAAAAAACUCGCCACUAUUGUCUCUUCAGAUGGUACUCAGCAUUUAAGAAUCAUGGAGCUUCAUGCGCUGAUCAUGCUGCUCAGCUCUUCGUCUGAGGGACUUGUUCACUUUUCUUCUCAGUUUUCAAAAUGGGUUCAGUUGAUUUGGAGAACCUUUCUAGAAAGUAAUUUGGUAUGUAUACAGCAGUCUUCCUUACGUGUGCUUGGCGCUUUGCUACCCCUAGGAGAUCCAAUGAAAGCCUCUAACGUGCUUGUACAUGACGAUCCAAUGACGCUAGACAACUUUGGUUUUUAUACCUAUGACAAUCUUUUCGUGCAACAAAUCAUUCGAAUGAUUGGAUUUUGCUUAUAUAAGUGUCCGUACAGGAUCGCAGGUGAAUUUGAUAGUAAUACAACAGUAGUGCCGUCGUCAUUAAUGAUAGCUCGAAACAUCCAUAUCAAUCAAUUUUCUCUUGAUAUUCACGAUAACUUGCAUCAAAAAACAGAGCUGCAAAGUAACAUUGAGGAUCAAUAUCAAUCAUCCAGGCGCCAAAGUUCAGUGUUAGCUAACGAGCUCAAUUAUCUUCUACAGAAACUAUUUAAAUGCUCGAAUGCGUCGUGGAGUCAAGGCAUAAUCCGUACAAUAUCUCACAGUACUCAACAUUGCUUAAGCUUUCAAACGAAAUUGAUACCUUCUGAAGAUCGCUUUCUACAAUUUGGAAAGCACAAUCUUCAUUUUUCUACACUCAAAUACGUAGAAUCGGUGGGAUGCUCUUAUUAUUUAAAUGGAGGUGCAGAGUUUCUACGACCAGGUCUUACAGUGGAGCUACGAGGAUCGAGGGAUCGCGCCCACGUGGUAUCGCUCGUAUCUCUACCCGAUACCAAUAAUUUACCACAUUCAUUAGCAUACGUUCAAAAGGAUCACGGACCAGCACAUAAAACCUGGAGUAAUUUGAGCUGGUACGACAAAGUCUUUAGUCCAAGCUGCAAUGUACAGCUAUCGAAAGUGAACAUUGACGAGCUUAAUCCGACUCAAGUGACUGGUGCCCAUCAAACGUAUUCAACUGUUAUCUACGAUGUUGCGUCACAUCCUAAAGGUGGCAGAGUCUUACAAACAUUAGUGGAGAAGGCAGCUAAGGUCAUCCCUGUCGUUUAUAAUACAAAAGGUAACGUCCAGUCACAAGGCAACGGGUCAAAAGAUUCUUUCAAUUCUGUACGUAAUGGUGCAAUGCUGCUGAAAGCUUUAGUACAAGUGGCUGCCACUGAAGCAGGAGUCGACCACCUUCUUGCAGAACCAGCACUACUGGAGUUUAUCACUGAGUUAGCUGUUCGUGAAGACAAAAACAUCGAGCAUUUAACUCUUUAUCAAACUGAAAUGUGCGUGAAUGCCUUACGUCAUGAAGUCUACACUGCAUUGAUUGAGCUAGAGGAGGAAGGGGAGGCAGAACUGGCAAGUACGGCUAAUUGCGAGAAUGACAGUAGUGAAGUGGGACUAAGUGAACGUACGACUUUGGGUCGAAAUGUCUGGGAAGAAGAGCAAGUAAUUGAGACGUCAAGAUAUCGAGAAAGUCCAAGCUUUUGUCUAAAGUUGUACAAUAGCGAAGAAGUCGAUAGGGAAGAGAAUAGGCGAGCUGACGAGACUUGGGAUCAAUUAGACGCUAACGAAGAGGAAUAUGAAGACGAGGAUGAAGACGAAAUCUUUGAUGGAACUGACGGGGAGAAUGAUGAAGAAGAUGAGGAUGAAAGCCAAUUUGAGCUCGUGGAAGAAUUAAUGCUAAUGGGAUUUCCUGAAGACUGGUGUAUACUUGCCCUGAAACAAACUGAAAAUGAUAUUGUAAAUGCAUCAGCUUGGAUUGUUGACAAUCUCGAGUAUUUGAGUAAAUUGCAGUCAACAUUGGAUAAAGAAAAGAAUCGAAAUCAAGGAAAGUUUCGGUGUGAUGAGGAAGAAGACGAUGUCGUGCCUUAUGAUGAUCGCUUGAGUGGUCAGCCUCAGCUCCAAUCUCUUGAAACUUCGAUACAGUCUGCAACAAAAAAUGACGACAUCGAAAGUGGCUCGAAGUUUACUUCACAGGCAUUAAGCUUACAACAAAGUUUCAAUGUUCCCAUAUUAAACGAUAAGGAGAUGGGACGAAAAGUAUUUGGCGAAAUGUAUUUUCCGUUCGAAGAAGGAGGAUUUUUGUUUAAUGCCAAAUCACGUUUCAUGCGCUCGUGGAGAGCUGGAUCGAUUGAACUGAAAGAGACGCUAAUGGUGAAUUCCUCUCCACAUAUUUCAAAUCGUGCUGAAGCUUCAAGUGCUUCGUUUGAAGAGAAUUUUGAUACAGAAAUCAGGCAUUUGGAUCUAAAGCAUCUUGGAAUGAAACUUUGGACUUUGGAAAAUACUUUGUCCCUUAUGUAUGCUCGACGGUGUAUCGUGACUUUUCUACAUAAUUUAAUAACAUCACAAAGAGGAAUAUCAUCAAUGCAAACUUGGAUUUCAUGUGAACAGUGGUUAAAGCUUUUGAAACUCGUUCUACUACGUGGGGAUCAAUUUACGAUUGAUUCAAAACGAACAAGGUAUCCGCUAGAACUAUCGAUUGAUCAAGUGUUUUCAAAGGCGUUUCAAUACUUUGUAGAUCAGGAUUUGGCGACAACUGCUGCGGCUGCUUUUAAAUUUUGUCUGGAGCAACUUGAAGCUGCAGCGAUGGAAAAAGUUUAUGAGGCAACUUUGUGGACACAACGAAGUUUAAUUCGCUCUGACCAGAAAGUAGGACAGGAACCAGCCAUUGAACUUGUUGUUUGGCUUCUCGAUUUGCUUUUGGCUAGUCCAAACUUUAUAGUGAUAUCCCUUCCUUUAGACUUUCUCAAAGGUGUCAUGCACCAAUUACGCUGUUGCCUCGGCACGACCAAUUUGCCAACAAAAUUCAUUGUGCUCCGGACAAUCAGUCGUUUAAUAAGGAUUAUGGACACUGGUAAACACGAUAUUGUGCAAGACUCGCAACUGGUGGUCAAAGAUUUCAUAGCUGCUGCCAAUUUGCGGCACAACCGGGAGUUAGGUCAAGGUCGGUUGGUUUUUUCACAGUAUCUCCAAAGCUAUAUCGAACUUCUUUGUGUGUUGAAAGGCUUUAUGAAUGACUUCCACGCGACAAGUGCUAAAGAUGUUUUAGAUACAAAAGCCCAGUCGCUGGUAUCAUUCCAAUCCCUAAGUACCCCGCAAAGUGACGGAAUUUCGCUGCAAUUUAAUCGCAAACGAAGCUGCAGUAGCUUGUUGACUAUUGCUGAAGAUGAUCAAAGUGCUAUAUAUCAUGGUAACGAAGUCUGGAAUACGGCUUGUUCCACCAUUGGAUUUUCGACUGGAAUCCACUCGUGGUUGGUUUCCAUUGACAAGUCAAAUUCACCUUAUCUCUUCGUAGGAGUAGCAGCUCGGCAAUCGAACAUGGAUUCGUAUCUUGGAGCAGACGAUCAAUCAUGGGGAUUUAUAGGAGACAAAGCACUCUACUAUCAGCGCAACCGAUUACGAGCAUAUGGAGAAUCAUUUAAAGAAGGCGAUUGCAUAGGCGUUCGUUUAGAUUGUGAAAAAGGCGAACUAUCUUUUAGCAAGAAUGGCGAGGAUUUGGGCUUGGCUUUUGAAAAUGUUGUCGGAGAAAUUUGUCCUGCUGUUGCAUUUUUCUCUAGACAUCAAAAGGUCUCUUUUAUCAAGAAUAGCUGUGUCAGUAGUGGUGGUAAUGAAGCUUGGAUUUCUUCGACUGGUGAGGAAGAGCACGGAAGUAUUCAUGACUGCUUAACAGCUUGUGAGCUAAUGUCAAAUUGGGUAAAGAAAACUUCGAUGUGUUCUACAUUAGCUGCUGCUGCAUUUGCUAUGACUACAGAUUGGCUUCGAGGUACCAAGAAGUUUGUGACAACGCGAUCCGGUAAAUCACUAUGGGUUGAUGUUACGAGAGAAUCAUGUGAGAAACUUGGUUUUUACUCGGGAGAUCGUGUGCGUACACCUCGUGGAAACGCGAUAGUUUUGGGGGUUGCAAAUGACAGACUUUGGGUUGAUGUGGACACUGAAUCUGGAUCGUGGUUCUUUCAUCCGUCGAAAUUACAUAAGCUGACGUCUGCAAAGACAACUUUGCUAGAUUCUAUAGAACUUGUAAACUCGGAUAUCUCCAAUCCAGCACUUGAAAGUGAUCCAUACUUGAAAAGAGACGAAAAAGAAUGUAAACUUGACGUUGACGAUUCCACUUUGGAAACUCCAAUGCGUCAUUUGAUAAUCACACAACAAGAACUCACAGAAUUUGGUGAACAUUCUUUGUGGACCGUUGCAGUGGAUCGUGAGUUGAUAGCUGUGGUUAAUGAUUUCUGUGAAACGUCACGUAUCAAUCCGUGGAAUUUAACACCAUUUCAACUUCUAAAUGUUGUUUGUGGAAAGACUGCUGUCUUGGAGCUAACUUCUGUUGCUGCUGUGCUUGCCAUGCCCCGCGAGAUAUGUGAAAAGAUGAUUAUCGCGCGUUUUGCCAUUUUGCGAUAUGCAAACGUUUAUAUUAGUCGAGCUUUACCCUUUUUCGACCUGACGUGGCACUAUUUCCUCCCAGAUUCAAACUCGCUACCAUGUCAACUCAUCUCACAGUGCCGUGGAAGCAUUUUCGUAAGUGUGAAGAAUACUUUCUGGUCUUCUCUAAUGGAUCGAACAGCUCUUUCUUUAAAACGAUCCGACGACGAGUAUGAUUAUCCAGAUGACUUACCACAGCUUCAUGUAAAUCGAAUGAAAGCAGCAGCAGCAAAGUGCCACCAAAGAGAUGAAAGCAGUUUAUUUUCGUCGCUCUUUGGUCAAUCAUUUGAAGAACUUCAUUUCUUGCCUGUGCAAACACUUCGGAUGGUUUAUUCGCACCCGAUGGACGAUGGUCAAUUUCGAACUUUUAAAGUAAGGUUCGAAGGUGAAGGUGUAGAUGAUUAUGGAGGUCCGUAUCGUGAGUUUUUCUCCCAAUUUUUUGCAGAACUACAGAUGCUCUAUGGUCUAGAAAGUGGCAACAAUACAAAGCUGACGACAAAUGAUACUCAUGGUGAAGAACCAAGUGGUUCGUCAGCAAAAUUUGACGCUGGUGGCUCUGUAUCAGCGUGUCUUUUGCCUUUUUUCUUACCAAGUCCAAACUGGCGAAACAGUGUCGGAGCAAAUCGUGAAAAAUUCGUUUUGAAUAGCGCACUGCUCAAGGAUAUCGCUGAAGAAGGCGGUAGUUCGAAAGAGAAGCGCGAACUAUAUUGUGAAAUGUUUCACUUUCUCGGUCAAAUGAUUGGGAUUUGUCUUCGUACUCGUGUUUGUGUUCGUCUUGAUUUCGCAAUGUCAGUUUGGAAACAACUCGUAGCUGAAGACGAUUUGAGCCUCGAGAGUGCACUGGAAACACUAAAAGAAAUUGACUAUGUUGCUUACUCGUUGUGGAAGACGCUACAAGGUAUUUUAGACGACUCCAAAGGUCAAAACAUGGCCAAGCACAUGGAGCAGCUUCAAGCUAUGGAUUUGGUAUUUACGACUGUACUUUCCGAUGGACAAACAGUUGAACUUUGUGAAGACGGUAUCAACACGAGUGUGACAAUGAGUAAUUUAAAAGAUUACAUCAACUUGAUGCUUCAAGCGCGUCUCCAAGAAAGUAGAGACGUAAUUAAUAUAAUCAAACAGGGAUUGCAUUCGAUCAUGCCAGUCUCUGCAUUGUCACUUUUGACUUGGACCGAGUUUGAAAAACGGAUGUGUGGUGUUUCGGAAAUUGACGUCAAAUUACUGAAAGAUAAUACCGAAUAUGACGAAGAAUUGUCCGUUAAUGAUGAAUUUAUCCAGCGAUUCUGGCGUGUGUUGGAAAGCUUUGAAUUGGAAGACAAACGAGCAUUUUUGCGAUUUGUUUGGGCUCGUUCACGGUUGCCUUCGGGUUCAGAGCAAUUUCAGCAAAAGUUUAAGAUUCAAGCACUUGCUUCAUCUGGGAGUGAUGGAAAUAGUGCAUCAAGUACGGCUGGAACAAGUGAACAAUGGAUGGACUCUCAGAUGCCAAAGUCUCACACGUGCUUCUUUGCUCUUCAGCUUCCACGCUAUUCUAGUGAUGAAGUUUGUCGCGAACGUUUCUUGUACGCAGUGCACAACUGUGUCGAAAUGGAUGGCGACUUUCGUCUUGCUGACACAGAAAUCACUGGAUGGACAGAUAUUAAUCCGACAGAUCAGCUUAGAAUUUAG